Molecule: messenger RNA, 710 nt
Organism: Salpingoeca rosetta
Lineage: Eukaryota; Choanoflagellata; Craspedida; Salpingoecidae
Exons: 3
Coding region: 122-520 (132 amino acids)
Source: RefSeq, a predicted model, not a curated record
GAAUUUUCGUACCUCUGUUGCAGCCCACAACUGUCUGUGAGUGCAAAGAAGCAGGACACAGCGGAUGCGACGCGCGUUGUUGUUGUUGCUGUUUGCAGCGGUGUUGUUUGUGGCGGCUGGCAUGGCGGAGGAGGCGAUGGCUGCGAGGCGUGUGCUGAAUGUGCUGGGGACGGAGUUGCAGUCCUGCUGUCGUUCACCCAUGACCGGGUUUUACCGUGACGGCUACUGUCGCACUGGACCCAACGACUUUGGCAGACACACCGUCUGCGCUCAGGUAACGCAGGAGUUUCUGCAGUACUCCAAGGAGAGAGGGAACGAUUUGAUGACGCCUGCACCCCAUUUCGGCUUCCCUGGGCUCCAGCCAGGCGACAGGUGGUGUCUGUGUGUGCUGCGGUGGAAGGAGGCGCUGGACGCCGGAUGUGCACCGCCUGUCGUGCUGGAGGCGUGCCAUGAGAAGACCUUGGAGGUGGUGACGCUCGAACAGCUGCAGACACACCGGCUCAUGGAACCGCAGCGCUGAGGCUGUAUGUGUGUGUUUAUCUGGUGUGUUUGUGCGUAUGCGUGCGUGUGACACUGCUGUUCGUCACGCGGUGUUUCUGAAAACGCUUCCUUCAAAUGCCAUAGUGCCAACACUGUUGUCUUGGCAUGCGUUUUCUGUAUUGCUGCUGGUUAUUCUGUCUUUGUUGGCAGCAUUGAAUAACGGACAAGAA